AUGUAUUUUGGUUAUAAUAAGGGAGAAAGUAUUGCUGAAGGCAAGAGUCUUAUUGUUCCUAAAAGAGUAGAAGUAGCCCCAAGAAAUCCUUUAAUCGAGAUACUCUUCAUAAAAUUGAACCAGUCAAAGAAUGAAGUAUCACUUGAGGAAGUUGAUGUCGAAGAUGUUGAUGACACAUUAAUUAAAGACAAGCUGACAUGUGGUAAGUGCCAUAAGACGUUCAACUCGAGAUCAUCCCUGAUCAAGCACUUGAAGGUCAAACACCAUGUUGUAAUCGUUGGUGUCAAGCAUGGGCGUCCUGACCAAGGUGGAAGGCUUGCAUACUGUAUCCGCCAGCAGCAAAAGAAGGUCGAUAGAAAUUCCGUUUUGAGAGUCGACGAAAAAAAACUUAAGAAGCAAAUAAGGAAACAAAUCAGUUAUGAGGCGGUAAAAGCCAAGCAGAGAGCUGAGUGUGCUAUGUUGGAGAGUAAGGACCUUCUUGAAAACCUUAAGGUUUUAUGGGAUACGUCUGAUGGUAUGUCUCUCCCAUUUACCAAUGUCUCAUCACCAAACUAUGUUUGGAAGAUUCAUAUGUAUGAAAAUAUAGUGAGCCUAAAACAUAGCUCGACCCGAAAUGCUUGGUUUGUUGGAAAGGUGCAGUGCUUUAUUCAGCAUAAGCAGGAAAAUGAGGUUGCCUUCUUGGCAGUGAUUGAGGUGAUGGAGCAGCACAGUCUUGACAGUCAUGGUGUUCCUGUUGUGGUUGAAAACACAAAAGAUAAAGCCUAUCGCAAGAUUGCUGUGUGUGAUGUGACCGUCACUGUUGAAUGUGUUGGCCUUGUGCAGUACUCGGCUACAAAAAUUUUUGGAGUCUGGAAUUUGCAACAUAUGUGUUCCAAUCCUUCCUGCUUGCUGAAAACACUGGAAAAUGUUCGAAUCCCUGAUGUCGGAAAGAUCCACAAUUUGUUGACUUGCAAAAGUUGUAACAAAUUAUGGAAUAGAGAUACCAACGCGGCUCGAAAUAUUUACUCUAUUACAAGUUUCAUGCAAAAAAACAACAACUUACGUCCAAGUAGAUUCCAAAGACCUGCAACAGACCCCCAAUCAUCCAUAUCGUAAACAUAUGUUGAUAGUUCGGUAAGUCAAUAUAUUUAAUU
Messenger RNA from Mucor mucedo, 1133 nucleotides. RefSeq lists its product as uncharacterized. The record is from RefSeq and is a predicted model, not a curated record. Bases 1 to 1095 code for a protein of 364 amino acids. The transcript has 7 exons. Lineage: Eukaryota; Fungi; Mucoromycota; Mucoromycetes; Mucorales; Mucoraceae.